This is a messenger RNA of Nerophis ophidion (straightnose pipefish), 3694 nucleotides long. It is a transcript of the gene cpeb3, whose product is annotated as cytoplasmic polyadenylation element binding protein 3. Gene Ontology annotation, biological process: negative regulation of cytoplasmic translation. Gene Ontology annotation, molecular function: mRNA 3'-UTR binding; mRNA regulatory element binding translation repressor activity; ribosome binding. The transcript has 9 exons. Gene Ontology annotation, cellular component: cytoplasm; neuron projection; synapse. The record is from RefSeq and is a predicted model, not a curated record. The coding region runs from base 2372 to 3442 and encodes 356 amino acids. NCBI's taxonomy places the organism in Eukaryota, Metazoa, Chordata, Actinopteri, Syngnathiformes, Syngnathidae.
AUAUAGUCUAUAUGUCUUUAGUCCGCAAAUACGUUAUGUACUUGUCAUUUCUUAGUUUAAAAUUUUUAAUACAUUCACAAGGCUGAAGAAAAGAAAAGCUUUUACACAUUGACCUUUUGGGAAAUUGUGUGUAUAGUUGUGAGGACAAAAAUGAGUGCAUUACAUUUUAGAAAUAAGGCUGAAACUUCACAAAAUGUAGAAAAGCGAAGUACUGUGAAUACUUUCCGGAUGUACUGUAAACGUGGGUGUACAUUCUUCUUUACAAUGUUUACCAUUGUGGUUUGUCAUAUAUAAAGGCGUGUGGCUGUUACAAACCACACUGCAGCUCCUCCCAGUUAGUGUAGAGUUCCUUGGUUGUGUGUUUGUGGAUUCUAAAACUUUCAAAAACAUGUUGAGACUUAGUGUUUGAUUCCAGUAAGACCCACAAAUAAUAUAUUUUUUUCUGUUGAUUCUCUAAUUUGAUAGGAAUCACACUUUCAAAAUCCACUCAUCAGAGCAAAUUAACCCAGUAUGUCCCGUUUUGACAUUCCCAGCUGAAUGGGUUCCACACACGUCCAUCCCGACAUUUCUUGCAUACCUGUUGUUUGGAAGAGAAAAACUUAAAAUGUCUUUAAGUAAAGUGGGUCAUAAAGUGUGUUUGGUCCCUGUGCCCACACUGCUCUUUUUUUCUCUUUAUGUGGAAGAGUGGAGCUCUUUAUGCUGAUGUGUUGACAAGUCAGUACACACUUGCACUUCAUCCAGUACUGCAUCCUCAACAACAUUUAGUUCUUGAACUGUACCACUUACGGCGCUGAUACAGAGCAUACAGAGGUCUUUAGAUGUUACUUCUGCACAUCUAAAGACUUCAACAAUAAGCUUGAAAUGUAAGGUGUUCUGUUUUGAGAGUCUUGUUAGAAAAAGGCAAAAGUACUGAAACUAGGUGUGUCUCGAAACAACUCUUUCACUCAAUACAAUUCCUUAUCGGCCAAUAAUGAUAUCAGCACAAAUCAUACAUACUUUUAUCAUUUUGUCAUGUAGAAUGUUAGAAAAGGCUUGAUCAAUGGGAAUUACUUAGAAUGCAAUGGUAGGUAUGAAAAACACUAACCUAUUAUUACCAGUCUACUAUGGAAUUAUACUGUUUUUAAGUUGAAAUAAAGUGGUAAUUGUUUUUAUUGGCAGCUAGUGUCCACAAUAAUUAAUUAAGUUUAAGCUCAUGACGUUGUAAACUGAAUGCUGCGGAAACAUUCAUUAUUGGGAAUUUUUCUCUUUGGAAACUUUGUAUCUGUUCGUAAUAUUGUUAUGCUUUGACACCUGAGGAGAAUCCUAAAAAUACCAGCGAGGCAAAUAUACAAAAAGAGUCCUUUUAAUUUCACCAAAAAGCGAAUUACAAAAAAAGACUGGCUGAAAGGAUCAUAAAAGCCUGCAAACUACGCUAGCCUCAGAGGGGGGAUAACAAAAGACAAUGCCGCUGGCGGGAGACAGCCAUGUGACACGAAACAGUACAAAUAAAACAAGUAGCAAACAAAGGUAGACCACUAGGGGAAAAUGGGAGGAUUUAGCACUCAAAUACAAAAAUGUACAGAAUCGAGAAGUGUCAAAAAUAAACUCAAUGACCAGGAGGACUGCAAGCUGAUUUUGUGUGGAGCAACGUGUUGCAACAACGUGAAAAAUCCCACACCAACAGGUGCACGAGAUGAGAAUAAAUAAGCAGAGGUUGAUUGAUAACAGCUGUGCUUGUCACACCUGCCUUCCUCUAGUAACCAUGGCAACUACAAAAAAGAAAAGGCACAGGGAGCCACAAAGCCAACAGGAGGCACUAGAACCCAGAUAUGUAACAAAUAUGGAACUAUAAUAAUGCGUAUAUCAACAAAUGUUGUGUUGUAAAUUGCAGUAUAGUUAAAUCAAAGAAACUACUAUUAGGGAUGUAUACAGAGUACUGGUAUUUUUUGGCUACUGUUUCCUAAUUGGUUCAGUUCAGGAGAACCGUUAAGAUUCUGGGCAAAUGACACGACUCUUGGUAUUCUUUUCAUCCAGCUGACCGUAAUAAUUACACUCUGUCACAUUCACUUCAGUUGCCGGCUAGGAUCAAAUCAGCUUGGAAUAUUCACAACUAAGGAUGCAACACUACACCAAGGGCAUAGAAUUGGGUAGGAACGCUAGGGACACGUCCCUACCAAUAUCCAGCCGCUACUGUGUAGUCACUAUCAACACAAGCGCUGCCCGUAAUGUUUAGUCAAUGAUUAUGGCACAAAAAGGGUUAAAUGUUGGUCUCUGCUAGAAGUCCCGCCUCUAACCUAAAUAUCGCUCCCUGAUUGGUUGCCGGUUUCAUGCUAACUUACGUGUGAUUGGCUGUCCCCGCUGUCACUCCUUAUGCUUGUAAAAGCUAGCCUACAUGCUAGUUGCUAGCGAGCGGACGAGAGGCAGUGCAACUGUCAGUGCAAGUUGUCAACAUGUUCGGCAUUUGUUGUUCCUGGCACACGGACGUAUGGGUAUUAACUUUCAUCAUCCUGGAGUCGACCACAUAAUGCCACUGAGCACCCGGAGCUUUGGCCGCAGAAGAGGUCGUUCCUACCUAUUUCCCUUUGAAGAUGGCUUCCUUGACGAUGGCCAUGGUGACCCGUCCUUCACCCCAAGCAUGAACUCCCCAACCCAUUGCCAAAAUGGAGAGAGGAUGGAGCGCUACUCCAGGAAGGUCUUUGUUGGUGGCCUACCCCCUGAUAUAGACGAAGAUGAGAUCACCAACAGUUUCCGUCGUUUUGGACACCUGGUGGUAGACUGGCCCCACAAAGCAGAGAGCAAAUCCUACUUCCCGCCUAAAGGUUAUGCCUUCCUGCUGUUCCAAGAAGAGACUUCUGUUCAAGCCUUGAUUGACGCCUGCAUCGAGGAGGAUGGCAAGCUCUAUCUGUGUGUGUCCAGUCCUACUAUCAAAGACAAGCCUGUCCAGAUCCGUCCGUGGAACCUGAGUGACAGUGAUUUUGUCAUGGAUGGCUCCCAGCCGUUGGACCCCCGUAAGACUAUCUUUGUAGGGGGGGUUCCAAGGCCCUUGCGUGCAGUGGAGCUGGCCAUGAUCAUGGACCGUCUGUAUGGCGGCGUUUGCUACGCUGGAAUCGACACAGAUCCGGAGCUCAAGUACCCAAAGGGAGCCGGUCGCGUGGCCUUCUCCAACCAGCAGAGCUACAUCGCCGCCAUCAGCGCUCGCUUCGUUCAGCUGCAGCACAAUGACAUCGACAAAAGGGUGGAGGUGAAGCCAUAUGUCCUCGACGACCAGAUGUGCGACGAGUGCCAGGGGGCGCGCUGCGGCGGCAAGUUCGCCCCCUUCUUCUGUGCCAACGUCACAUGUCUGCAGUACUACUGCGAGUACUGCUGGGCCAGCAUUCACUCUCGCGCGGGCCGAGAGUUCCACAAGCCGCUGGUGAAGGAGGGAGGCGACCGCCCGCGACACGUGUCCUUCCGCUGGAGCUGAACGCCUGAGAGCGCGGGCGGCGGACCGUCCGACAUCCCCAAUAAAUGACGUCAUCACCUCCAUCCACCUGACGAGGACCUCCCCACCUCCUGUCCCCCGUGAUGAGCGUUCUGGGAAAGUCGUAUGUUAGAUUUUUGCACUUUGGCACACCACCUCAAUCAUACACGCACACACACACCCGGUGUCAUGUGACUCCUGGGCGGCGAGGUCCUGCUGAACCCCCACCCCAUCCCGCCCCCAACCUUCACAACA